AUGGCGCCGCGGCUGCCGUCUCUUACGAGCGACUGCCUCCUCCACGUCUUCCUCAGUCUAGACCCGGUCUCCAUCGUCCGCUGCGCCGCGGUCUCGCGGCACUGGCGCCGCGCCGUCAUCGACAACGCGGCCGAAAUCCGGCGCCACCCGGGCCAUCACCUCCUCCUCGGCAUCUACCACCGCGAGAUGUAUCCGAGGGAACUCGCCUUCUCCCGCCGCUCGUCCUGGCUGCCACCGUCUGCCGGGCGGCACUGGUCGGACUCCCUGCCCGCACCUUCCCAUGUGCCGGUGGCGGAAGGCAUGACGCCGAAGCUGUACUCGCCGCUCGCAUGCAAUGGCGGCCUCGUCCUUGUGUGCCGAGGCCUCCCGUCGGAGAUGUUCGUGUGCAACCCAUUCACCGGCUUCAGCGCCUCCAUACCCCGCCUUGGCGAGCUUGUCACACACGAGUACCUCUUGCACUCAUGCCAUGGCGCAGAGCCAAACCCUAGCACCAACACGUUCCAAGUGCUUGCCGUGAAAAUAGAGCACAAUGGCAUACUGGUCCUUCAAAACUACUGCUCGAAGAGUGGCACUUGGGGCCCUGUCUUUCGUCCCAACGGCAGCAGGCUCCGGAUGCCCUACCGUGAUUACCGUGCCGCCCCAGUAUUGUGCCGGGGUGCCAUCCAUUGGUUGUGCAGCGACGUGUCAGAUUACGACUCAUCACCAUACGGACAAUCAUGCUUCGACAAGAUCACCCGUAUAGUCGCAGUGGACAUAAGCACAGGCCAGGCAAGAAUGACAAGGCUACCGAAUCACUUGUUGACGCGCAAUAAUGAAGUAUCGACCAAGAAAAUGCUAAUGUUGGCUACGUCGUCCGAGGGUGAACGGCUAUCUUUGCUACGAACAAAGAAAUCAGGAUUGGAGGUAUCAAUCUGGUUGUAUGCCGGAGAUCAUGGCGGCGAAGACGACGACGACGCAGAGAAGAGCUGGAUGUUGUCGCGAUCUGUCGACAUUCGGAAGCUCAUCGAGGAUGCAGGCCUGGCAUAUUUCCGACCAUCGUGCAAAGAUUGGGCAGUGUUGGAAACAAGGUUAGAGUGGUUUUGCCCCAGGAGCAACUGUUUGAUAAUCUGGGUUCCUUUCCUUGGAUUGUUUGUUCUUGAUCUAGUGAGCACGGAGAUACAAAGAGCCGAAGGAGAUAGCCAUGGACACAUCUGGCCUUAUGAGAUAGACUUGACGCUUUCCUUCUCCUCCAUGAAACCCUUCUAG
Messenger RNA from Triticum turgidum subsp. durum (durum wheat), 1245 nucleotides. NCBI's taxonomy places the organism in Eukaryota, Viridiplantae, Streptophyta, Magnoliopsida, Poales, Poaceae. The record is from the annotation of a GenBank genome assembly.